AUGGCAAAGAAAAAAUAAUAAAUUGAAGUUGUAGAAUUUACAGAGGCUGAGAAGAAGGCACUUGAAAAAUUAGAUCAUUCUCAUUUAUUGAUUGAAAUUUAAGUAUUAUAGGAUAGAAUAGAGGAGUUAUAGAAAAAGAUUUACGAAUUAAAUGAAAAUAUAAGGAAGUCUAAUGAGUAGAAUUUGGCUUUGACCUUAAAAAUGGAAUCUGAUAUUAUAAAAAAGGAAAGCGAAUAUAAUGCGCUGCUACAGUAGUAUGAGGACUUAAAAAAAUAAACAACGGAGGAAAUAGAGAGUAUGAUACAGAGAAAGGAUGAAAAAAUCAGAUAUUUGGAGAAAGAAAAAACAGAGUUAGAAAUUAGACACAAAGAUGAAUUAUAAAAAAUAAAUGAAGAGUUGAAAAAGUGGAGUUAAUUCAAAGAAGAAAAAGAAAAUUUAAUAAAGGAAAUACAUGAUUUAAAAGAGGAGAUGAUCAAAAAGGAUUAUGCUCAUCUGGAUGAAUAAAGCAAGGCAAAUAAAAACUUUCUUAAAUAAACACAAAAUUUGACAAAUGUAAAUAAUGCCAAGAUAGAAGAUGUUUAAAGAAAUGCUAAUAAAUUGGCUGAGGAAAAGGUAGCUGCAAAAUAUGAUGGAAUUCUAAAGGAAAAUGAAAAAAUAAAGAGUGAAUUGUUAGAAUACUAAAGAACUUUACAAGUAUAUUAAAAGGAUAAAGAAACUUUCUAAUAGGAAAAUGUCAACUAUAAAUUAAAUCUAAGUAUUAAGGAGGAGUAGGCUCAAGAGUAUUAAAUGAUGAAUCAUCAAUAAACAAUCAAGAUUAAGCAAUUAAAAGAAAGAAUUGAAUAUUUAAAAUCCUACAUUGCUAAUGAAGUUACCAAAUAAACUAAGGAAAUUGAAAUAAUGAAACAUCAAAGUAAUACAAAGGUGUAGGAAUUGGAAAUGCAAUUGAGAAAUUUGAGACACCUUCUUGAUCAAAGGACUAAAGAAUUGAAGACAGUAAAGGCUUUAGCCUAAAUGAUUUUAGAUCAAAGAUCAGAUAUUGAAUAGUUUUUCCUUUAAGCUAUAGAUCAAGUCAAAAAUGAGAUCAAGAAAAAGAACAAAAAUCAAAAGAAUAGUCGCUUACCUGAUAUAUCAUAGAAAUCUCAAAGUCUAGAGUAAAAUAAAGUUGAUAUCAAUGAUUUGGAUUUGGAGGAGAAGGAGAAGUUGUUGAGGAUCCUUUUCUCAAAGAUGAACUAAGGAGUACCACCUAUAAAUUGGAAAUCUUAACUUAGUCAUAGUAAAUCUUAAGUAGAUGCCAGUUCAUUUAGGGAUAACCAAUAUCAAUGAUUGUUGGGGAUAUGAUUAAUAAAUUAUUAUUAUUUAAAAUUGUAUUUAAAGAGAUGA
This is a messenger RNA of Paramecium tetraurelia, 1380 nucleotides long. RefSeq lists its product as uncharacterized. Lineage: Eukaryota; Ciliophora; Oligohymenophorea; Peniculida; Parameciidae. The transcript has 8 exons. The record is from RefSeq and is a predicted model, not a curated record.